GCGUUAACUAUAGCGUUGUUGCUGAGGCUGAGCCCGGGGGAGGACGAUAUAAAGCAACAACACCCACCACUCCUAAAAGUCUUUGCUCUGAUACCAUUACUCAACUCGCCAUUUCAGCUGUCUUUUUCUCACUCCGAAACCCACAAACCAAACUCGUACCAUGCCGCCCCAGGAGCCCGAGCAACAGCAGCCGCUGCUACUGGACUCGGACCAGGAGGAGCAACAAGAUACCGCCUACGAAUUGGACGAGAAGGUCCUGAUAAUUGGAAUUGAUGAAGGUUCUGCCUCCGGGUCCGGCCACGCCCCGCCGUUCUCGUGGAAAAAGCUCUGGCUGUUCACGGGGCCCGGGUUCUUGAUGAGCAUAGCGUUCUUGGAUCCUGGGAACCUGGAGGGGGAUCUCCAGGCCGGCGCGAUCGCCGGGUACUCGCUGCUGUGGCUUCUCAUGUGGGCAACGGCCAUGGGACUGCUGGUACAGCUUCUGUCGGCGCGGCUUGGCGUUGCCACUGGGCGUCACUUAGCCGAGCUCUGCAGGGACGAGUACCCCACGUGGGCAAGGAUGGUGCUUUGGGUCAUGACCGAGUUGGCGCUAAUUGGGGCUGAUAUUCAGGAGGUUAUUGGGAGUGCUAUUGCUAUUAACAUUUUGAGCAAUGGAGUUUUGCCUCUCUGGUCCGGGGUCAUCAUAACCGCUUUUGAUUGUUUUAUCUUUCUGUUUCUUGAGAAUUAUGGUGUAAGGAAAUUGGAAGCGGUUUUUGCUGUUCUUAUUGGGACAAUGGCAGUUUCAUUUGCUUGGAUGUUUGGUGAAACAAAGCCAAGUGGCAUAGAACUUCUUCUCGGGAUUUUAGUUCCAAAACUGAGCUCCAGAACAAUACGGCAGGCUGUUGGAGUUGUGGGUUGCAUUAUUAUGCCUCACAAUGUUUUCUUGCACUCGGCUCUUGUACAAUCAAGGGAGAUUGACCAUAGCAAGAAAGGUCAAGUCCAAGAAGCUAUUAAGUACUACUCCAUUGAGUCCACUGUGGCCCUUGUUGUGUCAUUCAUUAUCAAUCUAUUUGUUACAACUGUGUUUGCCCAAGGGUUUUAUGGUACAGAAAUAGCCGAUAGGAUUGGCCUUCUAAAUGCAGGACGGUAUCUCCAAGAGAAGUACGGGGGUGGAUUUUUUCCGAUUUUAUAUAUUUGGGCUAUUGGGUUAUUAGCAGCUGGUCAAAGUAGCACUAUUACUGGUACUUAUGCAGGGCAGUUUAUCAUGGGUGGUUUCCUAAACUUGAGGUUGAAAAAAUGGAUGAGAGCAUUGAUCACACGAAGCUUUGCAAUCAUCCCGACUAUUAUAGUUGCUCUUGUCUUUGAUACCUCUGAGGGCACGUUAGAUGUUCUAAAUGAAUGGCUUAAUGUGCUUCAGUCAGUCCAGAUUCCCUUUGCACUUAUUCCCCUUCUUUGUUUGGUGUCAAGGGAGCAGAUCAUGGGCACUUUUAAAAUCGGCUCAGUUCUCAAGAUGGCUGCGUGGCUUGUGGCAGCACUGGUAAUAGUGAUUAAUGGGUAUCUUUUGCUUGACUUCUUCUCCUCUGAAGUUAAUGGGGUGUUGUUUGGAUCCAUUGUGGCUGCUUUUACGGCAGCAUAUAUUGGAUUUAUAAUUUACCUUGUUUCUUGGGGUGUUAAGUUUUCAAGUUGGCACCGCACAGUACAGCCGAAAACAGUAGCAGAGACAGUGGCUUGAGUAACCAAUCUCCAUUGCUGGUUGCAAUUGCUGGAUGUUUAAACAUACAGUAUCAGUAACUGCCAGAUGGAUAAGUUGCUGUCAUGCUGCAUUUGCACAGAAGACUUCUGGCUGAGCAUUAUCCUCAAUCUUUAAGCAUAGACCAGUUGUCUAUAAAUCUGAAACCAGUGGUUUAUUGUUUCAGUGCUGUAUUAAAAAAAUCAAUGCAGUUGUUUAUGUAUGAUAGAACUUGUUUCUAUAUGAAUGAAGCAAGGCCACAUGAGGCUGCUUCCCAUUCGAGUUCUAGGUGGCGUAUCAUUCUAGUUGCAACGCCUGUAGUCAACUUGGCAAUAUUGAAAUUGGUUUUGGAAAA
This is a messenger RNA of Juglans microcarpa x Juglans regia, 2060 nucleotides long. RefSeq names its product metal transporter Nramp3-like. Gene Ontology annotation, molecular function: manganese ion transmembrane transporter activity; cadmium ion transmembrane transporter activity. Gene Ontology annotation, cellular component: vacuolar membrane. The coding region runs from base 161 to 1708 and encodes 515 amino acids. The record is from RefSeq and is a predicted model, not a curated record. The transcript is spliced from 4 exons. Gene Ontology annotation, biological process: metal ion transport; positive regulation of reactive oxygen species metabolic process; defense response to bacterium. Lineage: Eukaryota; Viridiplantae; Streptophyta; Magnoliopsida; Fagales; Juglandaceae.